AUGUCAGAAUACUACUACGCCGCCAGCGCCCCCGCGGGACUCACUUCAGGUCGACACUUCAAGCGCUCGCGGAGCAUCAAGAGCGACGACCCGCUCAACUUGCGCGGCCCGCUCGAGGUCGUGGGCUCGCUCAAGUCGGGCCGCAGCAUCAGCCUCGAGGGCGACUUUGUCGUUCGCGGCAAGCUCGACGCGUACGGCGACAUCACCAUGAACGGCAGCGUCACCUGCGAGGGUGACAUCAAGGCUUACGGCAACAUAUCCGUGACCGGGUACUUGUCUGCAAGCAACGGCAUUAAAGGCUACGGCAAGCUAAAGAUUGAGGGCACGCUCGAGGGCACCGAGGUGGAGGUGUACGGCAACCUGAGCAUCACCGGAUACCUGAAAUGUCGGAAGCUGGUGGUGUACGGGUCGCUGACCCUCAUCGGGCCAAGCUCCACCUACGUGGUUGAGGAGUCGGAAGAGGUGGUAGGGGCAAAGCUCAUGCGGGAGCAGGAAGCGGACUGGGAGUUUUAG
Molecule: messenger RNA, 513 nt
Organism: Purpureocillium lilacinum
Lineage: Eukaryota; Fungi; Ascomycota; Sordariomycetes; Hypocreales; Ophiocordycipitaceae
Source: RefSeq, a predicted model, not a curated record